CUUUUCCCUUUUACUCCUUUUAUUUUCCAAAAUUGCUUCAGCAGAUAUGGAUUUGAAUCAGCUGGAGGCUUUUCUCACUGCCCAGACCAAAAAACAAGGUGGCAUCACAUCCGAUCAAGCUGCAGUCAUUGCAAAAUUUUGGAAGAACCACCGAAUAAAGAUCCACGAAAGCCUGAUCAAUCAAAGCUGUUGGGAGAAUGUCUUGAAAAACAUGAACUGGCGAGUGGAUUUGAAGUCACAGUCAAGACACAUUGAUCAGAUAAAUACUCCUGUUGCAAUAGUUGAAAUGGAACUGGGGAAAAAUGGGCAG
This is a messenger RNA of Pterocles gutturalis (yellow-throated sandgrouse), 310 nucleotides long. It is a transcript of the gene COMMD1, whose product is annotated as copper metabolism (Murr1) domain containing 1. Lineage: Eukaryota; Metazoa; Chordata; Aves; Pterocliformes; Pteroclidae. Gene Ontology annotation, biological process: positive regulation of protein ubiquitination; negative regulation of sodium ion transmembrane transport; copper ion homeostasis. The record is from RefSeq and is a predicted model, not a curated record. The transcript has a single exon. Gene Ontology annotation, cellular component: endosome. The annotation marks the transcript as partial.